CUAACUGUCGUAAUCUGCUUAGCUGCAGCUCACUCUGCCACACGGUAGCUACAUUGAAAUUAAAUUUGAAAACGCGGCUGCAGAAAAAAUCAUGGCAGACGAAGAGAACCUGCCACCUGGAUGGGAGAAAAGAAUGAGCCGCAGUUCAGGCAAGGUUUACUACUUCAACCACAUCACCAACGCCAGCCAGUGGGAACGUCCGGUGGGAGACGGCCGCGGAGAGCCAGACAAGGUACGCUGCUCUCACCUCCUGGUGAAGCACAAUCAGUCGCGUCGGCCAUCGUCCUGGCGGGAACAAAAUAUCACGCGAUCUAAAGACGAGGCCCUGGAUCUCAUUCAGAAGUACAUAGAACAGAUCAAGUCUGGACAGGAGAAGUUCGAGUCUCUGGCUUCUCAGUUCAGCGACUGCAGCUCAGCUAAGAACGGCGGUGAUCUGGGACUGUUUGGCAGAGGUCAGAUGCAGAAGCCUUUUGAAGACGCCUCCUUUGCUCUCAAAGUGGGAGACAUGAGCGGUCCUGUUUUUACGGACUCUGGCGUCCACAUCAUCCUACGCACUGGUUGAAAGGAAGACGCCACGCACUGUACUUUCCUCUUACAUCUUCACGCACACACAGCAACACACACACACACACACACAGUCCAAACCAACCAAGCCUGCGAUUAAUGACAAACGCCACCCAAUAAACAAAGCUUACAGCCUGUGUCGCAUUAUUUUAGGCGGGAUCGUCUUGACCUAAGCACCAUCCAACAUGUAUGAAUAAUUUCAUUACACUGAGCAUCCAGGAGUGUUUGCGAUUAUUCCUUAAGACCUCAAGCUUGUAUUAACCGGAGAAAUGCAGAUAUAUAAAAACAUGAGUGCCUGUGGACGCCAGCGCCUCGUGGAAACCGUUUCACUUGAGUGAAGUUUAAUAAUGCAAAAGCUUGUUAUUGGUAUGUGCAUGUCUUCAAAAGGACCAUUCACUUUAUGUUUCCCUGUAACCUUUCCCACUUCUGCUGUUUGUGCCAAAGCAGCUCCUCUACCUUUCAUUAUUAUUAUUUAGGAAAAUGGUGUUUAAAAUGCUUUUUAACCGCUGCAGAUGCCUGCAGUCGGAGAAAGCACUCACCACUUAGCAAGGAUUCAAGUUUUCUGUCAUUUCUGAAUAUUUAGUUAUUUGUUUUCAUGAUCCAGUUUGAGAAGUGCAUGGUUUCUCCCCUUGGAUAUGCCACGACGGCACCAUAGACAGCUUGCAGGUUUUAACUUUAAGCUCCACAGCUUUUAAAAGCAUCGAUGUUCAGAUGAACUAUUAACACUGUUGUGUCAUUGGGGCAUAAAUGAAUAAAAACUUUUUUUUUUGUAA
Messenger RNA from Stegastes partitus (bicolor damselfish), 1337 nucleotides. It is a transcript of the gene pin1, whose product is annotated as peptidylprolyl cis/trans isomerase, NIMA-interacting 1. Gene Ontology annotation, cellular component: nucleus; cytosol. NCBI's taxonomy places the organism in Eukaryota, Metazoa, Chordata, Actinopteri, Pomacentridae. The record is from RefSeq and is a predicted model, not a curated record. The transcript is spliced from 5 exons. Gene Ontology annotation, molecular function: peptidyl-prolyl cis-trans isomerase activity; protein binding. Bases 92 to 562 code for a protein of 156 amino acids.